Magallana angulata is the source of this 2573-nucleotide messenger RNA. RefSeq names its product alpha-L-fucosidase-like. Gene Ontology annotation, cellular component: lysosome. Gene Ontology annotation, molecular function: alpha-L-fucosidase activity. Gene Ontology annotation, biological process: fucose metabolic process; glycoside catabolic process. The record is from RefSeq and is a predicted model, not a curated record. Bases 130 to 1506 code for a protein of 458 amino acids. The transcript is spliced from 8 exons. NCBI's taxonomy places the organism in Eukaryota, Metazoa, Mollusca, Bivalvia, Ostreida, Ostreidae.
UGUCAUGUGAUUUGAAAUAGCCCGCUGCAAAAUCCUCAUUGUCCUGUUCAGUAGGGUAGACCAUGUAAGCAACGCGUAUAGUGAAUUGAACUAUUGAUAGAGGAAACUGGUCAGCCGUAAGCCAUUGUGAUGAUGAAGUUUGUAGUUUUAGUGCUAUUGCUCCAGAUUUAUAUUGUAAGCUCUGUCAGGUACCAGCCAAACUGGGAUUCUCUGGACACGAGACCACUACCCGAGUGGUACGAUAAGUCCAAAAUUGGAAUUUUCCUACACUGGGGAGUGUUUUCGGUUCCUGCCGUUCAGAGUGCUUGGUUUUGGUAUCAAUGGAAAACUCAAAAAAUCAAAAAUGUUGUGAAAUUUAUGGAAGAUAAUUACCCUCCAGAUUUCACUUAUGCAGAUUUUGCCUCACAGUUCCAUGCUACAUUCUACAAUCCUGACCAGUGGGCAGAUCUCUUCGAGGCAUCUGGGGCGAAAUACGUAGUAUUGGUAACCAAGCACCACGAGGGCUUCACUCUCUGGCCCUCUACCGUCUCAUGGAACUGGAACGCCUAUGAUGUUGGACCACACAGAGACCUUGUCGGUGCCCUUGCUGAUUCUAUAAGAAACAGGACAGACAUCCAUUUUGGAGUGUACCAUUCUCUGUUUGAGUUCUACAACCCAAUCUAUCUCCAGGAUGUGGCCAACAAUUACACCACACAGGACUAUGUCAGGAACAAGGCUCUACCAGAGCUGUAUGAGCUGAUAAACCGAUACAAGCCUGAUGUACUGUGGUCAGAUGGAAGCUGGAAUGAAAACAGUACCUACUGGAAUUCUACCGAGUUUCUGGCCUGGCUGUUCAAUGACAGCCCGGUGAAGGACACAGUGGUCACUAAUGACCGUUGGGGGAAGGACGCUAUCUGUAAACAUGGAAGCUUCUGGAACUGUCAGGACAAGUUUAAACCAGGCAAAAUUAUUAAGCACAAGUGGGAGAGCUGUAUGACGAUAGACAAGAGGGCUUGGACUCAUCGGCGCCAGAUACAGAUUGAGGACGUUCUUACAAUAGAGGAACUGCUGGCGGAGAUUGCAGAAACUGUCAGUUAUGGAGGUAACAUCUUGAUCAAUGUGGGACCUACAGCUGACGGAGUUAUCAUCCCUGUUUUUGAGGAAAGACUUCGACAAAUGGGACAGUGGCUCAAGGUCAAUGGAGAGGCUAUCUAUGAAACAAGGCCCUGGUUCGAAGCAAAAGAUAAUAUAACGUUUCCUGGAGUUUGGUACACCACAAAGAAGCAAGGAAAUAGUACAGCAGUGUACGGUAUUGUCACAUUCUGGCCCCAAGACAACAAGAUUCUCCUUGGUGUCCCAGUUACCACGGCAACUACCAGGGUCACAAUGCUUGGUGUUAAGGAGCCAUUGAAAUGGUCUGUGUUCAAGAAUGUGGCCAUGCAAAUUGAGUUCCCUGUUCUUUCAUAUAACCAGAUGCCAUGCAAGUGGGCAUGGGUUAUCAAAAUGGAGAAUCUUAAAAAUCAAUAAGAAUGGAUGUAUAUUUUAAGUGUGGGCUUUUUCAAAAAUUUGGCAAACAACUUUGUCUCUUUCUCAGUUUAUAUGCAUUUUUUUAACUGGAUGCUGUGAAUGUGAUUGUUAUACUUUUGUGUGUAAAUCCUUGUUUUUGUAUUCAGAGAUCCAUGUAUAUUUUUUAUACUCCUACAUUAAGGUUUUUCUGUAGAACAUACUAUAGUUCUUGAGUCAUUAUUGUAUUCCUAGGAUCUUACAUCUGGGUUUUGUUUAAAUCAUUUCCUUACAAGCACAUUAUAUAGAUUAUAUAGAUUUUUUUCUAUGCACAUUGUUUAUUUUUUGAUUGUUAAUGAGAUUACUACAUUUAUUUAACAUUCAGGGUCGUGAUGAUAUGUUUUAUGAUAUAAACAAAGAAAAUAUUUCUAUAGAUUAUAUAGAUUUUUGCCCAUUGUUUAUUUUUUGUUUGUGAAUGAGAUUACUAAAUGACAUUGUUUAUAACAUACAGGGUCAUGAUGAUGUGUUUGAUGUCUUCAACAAAGAAAAUCUUUCUAGUACGCCUGUACGAACCAGUGCCCCUAGAGCACAACAGCACUGAGAUUACUGUAGAAUCUUUAUUUUGCGAGAGUACAUUAUUCCGCAAUCCCAUCGUAUUGUAUCAAAUUGCGGGAACAUAAAAUUGCAAAUGCAGAACUUUUAUCCUAAUUUCUUGAAGUUUUCAACUCUCAUAAAAAAAUAGGGAGAUUUUAAAUUCCAAAAGGGGUACUUCCGUGAUUUCAUGCGGAUAUUAAUUUCUCACGUUUAAUUAGGAAUCUUCAGUAUUAAUAAGGUAGCUUGGUGGUCAACAAAUUACCUCUCAUUUUAAUGAUAUUAUUUAACCAUACACUGUAGAUUUUAAUUAAGUAAAGACAAAAAUCAAAUAUUUUUUUAUUAAAAAUGUGAAAGUUUUUCUACUUUAUUUUUAUACAGAUUGAUUGAGCUUUUCAUCUAAUGGAGAUAAAUUCCAGUAUGGUCUUUUAAUAAUGGCCACGACCAUCCAAUCCUGUUAAAGUAUACUGUCACAAUAAAUGAUAAUAAUCAUCACAAAA